Messenger RNA from Ictalurus punctatus (channel catfish), 2322 nucleotides. RefSeq names its product fatty acid hydroxylase domain containing 2 (gene faxdc2). Gene Ontology annotation, molecular function: iron ion binding; C-4 methylsterol oxidase activity. The transcript has 9 exons. The coding region runs from base 145 to 1269 and encodes 374 amino acids. The record is from RefSeq and is a predicted model, not a curated record. NCBI's taxonomy places the organism in Eukaryota, Metazoa, Chordata, Actinopteri, Siluriformes, Ictaluridae. Gene Ontology annotation, biological process: sterol biosynthetic process.
AGAGCAGCAUGGCGUCAGGCACCUAGCAAAACGUCCAAACACCUCGGAAAAGAAAGAGACACGGAUAGAGAGAGAGAGAGAGAGACUGAGAGAGAGACUGCAUCGGACAUUAUUUUUAUAUUUAUAACAGCUGAUGUUAAAACCAUGAGAGCUUCCUCUUCUUCUUCUUCAUCUUCUUCAUCAUCCAGGAUGAGGAGUGUGCAGGACAGCGGUGGGGGACUGUGGGAUUCGGUGAAAAAAGCAGCGUUUGUUAUUGGAUCAGGACUUUUUUUCCUGGUGGCCUUCAGGAACUCAGUAACAUGGCAUGUUCAGAGGUUUUGGGGAGCAUCAGGUGAUUUCUGGCAGACACAGUGGACCAGACUUUAUACAGCAUUUGAUGGAAACGAGGCGUAUCUGUUCUUCAUCGGAACGAUGCUGAUGCCGACGUUCUGCUUCUGGGUGUUUAAUGGCUUCUUGAUGAUCGUAGAUUCGACGGGAAAACCAGCGUUCGUCACACGCUACAGAAUUCAACAGAACAAAAACAACCCGGUGGAGCUGGAGCGUGUGUGGCGGGCAGUGAAGGUGGUUCUGUGUAAUCAAUUGUUCUUGUCAGUUCCGUUGGUGGUUCUCACCUACACUGUGAUGUCGUGGCGUGGAGAACCCUGCACUCCUCAACUGCCCACGUUCCACUGGGUUCUACUGGAGCUUUCUGUGUGUGGCCUGCUGGAGGAAGUGCUGUUCUACUACUCACACAGGCUGUUCCACCAUCCGUUCUUCUACAAACACAUCCAUAAGAUCCAUCACGAGUGGACGGCACCCAUCGGAGUCGUGGCUUUGUACGCUCAUCCCCUGGAGCAUGUGUUCUCCAACAUGCUGCCAGCUCUGAUUGGUCCGGUUCUGCUGGGUUCUCACAUGGCGACCACGUCCCUGUGGUUCAGCAUGGCUCUGAUCGUCACCUCCAUCUCACACUGUGGUUACCACCUGCCCCUGCUGCCCUCGCCUGAGUUCCACGACUUCCACCACCUCAAGUUUAAUCAGUGUUACGGCGUUCUGGGAGUUCUGGACCGGCUUCAUGGCACCGAUGAUAAAUUCCGAAAAACCAAAGAAUACGAGCGACACACACUCCUGCUGAGUCUCACACCACUCACACAGAGCAUCCCCGACACGCCCAAAAAAUUAGUGACAUCAUCACCACCCCGACACGCCCAUAAAACAAGAGUGACAUCAUCACCACCCCAACACGCCCAUAAAACAAGAGUGACAUCAUCACCACCCUGGACACACCCAUAAAACAAGAGUGACAUCAUCACCACCCUAGACACGCCCAUAAAACAAGUGACAUCAUCACCACCCUGGACACGCCCAUAAAACAAGUGACAUCAUCACCACCCUGGAGAAACCCCAAACAUUUGUAACAUCAUCACCACCCUGGACACAAAUUUAGUGGAUUUUAUUUUCGUUAGGAUUUUUUCAUUCAUCUGAGAAUGAUUUGUGCUUCAUUGCUGUCUCUGAUGUGCCCUCAGUGAUUCCCCCUAAUCAGUCUGAAGUGCACACUACACACUAGCUACAUACUAACUACACACUAAGUGUUGUUCAGAAUAAAGGUCAGAAUCUGAACACAAUCUGGUAUUAAGUUUUAAAAUAUGAAGUGUUUUAUUGAUGAGAUGGAUUCAGUUCCUGAGACACCGCAGCGACUGCGUCCAAAUAUCCGGAUUGUGUUCAUGCUACGUGCUGAUACAGAUCAGAACCACUGAAUCAACGGCUGAGCAGCAGGUACUGAAUCAAAUGCAGUAAAUCAUUAGCGUCUCUUAAAAUGGCGGCGAAGAGAACUUCACCAAGAGGAGGUGGACGAUGGCACAUUACAGUCAGGAAUGAAAUGCUGCUAAUAACGUAAACGUGUUUUUAGAUAAAGAGAUGUAGGAUGUAAUUUUUCAGAUUCUGUGUUUCUGCAUUAAUAAUAAGAAGAAAUAAUAACUUUUUAAAUAAUCACAUUAAAGCUUUGCUUGGCUAAGCAUUUAUUUUUAAAAUGAUUAUAAAUCUGAAGUUUAACAGAAUAACAUUUAUAUAGGAGGUUAGGGUUAAGAUUAACCCAUCAACAUUACAAACUACUGUUUUUAAUAAUUUAGCUAAUAUUAGCACUUUCCUCAUCAAUUUAUAUAAUUAUAAUUACUGAACACAAAUUACUUCACACACACAGCAUUUAAAAUAAAUAUAAAUAUACUAUAAAUGUGUUUAGUAAAUGUUCUGAUUUUAAUAUUACCUUUAUCUUAAGAUUGUUAACUACUGUGUAGCGGUGCGUUAAUGUACAGAUCUGUAUUAAUGAUAAUUAAAUCUAAUUCUGCA